Messenger RNA from Candoia aspera, 1052 nucleotides. It is a transcript of the gene RSPH14, whose product is annotated as radial spoke head 14 homolog. NCBI's taxonomy places the organism in Eukaryota, Metazoa, Chordata, Lepidosauria, Squamata, Candoiidae. The record is from RefSeq and is a predicted model, not a curated record. The coding region runs from base 17 to 1039 and encodes 340 amino acids. Gene Ontology annotation, molecular function: protein binding. The transcript has 6 exons.
UUGGAUCCCGGCCGACAUGGCGCACCCGCGGAUCUCCGCCAAGCUGCCCCCCGACAUCGACCCCACCAAGGCGCCCGUGGCCUUCGGCCGCCGAGGCCUCCCCAAGCUCAACGAGGAGCUGCAGGACCCCGAGCUGCUGACGCGGCAGCGGGCCCUCAUGGCGCUCUGCGACCUGGUGCACGACCCGGAGAACGUUUACCAAGCCAUCGACCUGGGAUUUCUAGAUAAUCUGAAAAAGCUGCUUCUAGACGAAGAUGGCACUGUGCGACAAAAAACUACAGAGGUCUUAUAUAUAAUGGCAACACACAGCAUUGGCAGGAUGAAUUUUGUAGAACAUGGAGCCAUCCCAGCACUGGCGCAGCUUUUGAAUGAUCCUGUUGAUAUCUGUCGGUGGAACAUGCAUUAUGCAUUGAAACUAGUAUCAGAAACACCUACAGGGGCCAUUGGGAUUGUAGAGAGCGGCUUGAUUCCAUCACUGGUGCAUAAACUGAAGACAGAGGAGGACAAUAUCCAGGAACUCAUCUUGGAGACCCUAACCGGCUGUCUGCGCGUUGAAGCCUUUGAGGCCUUGGCCAGCGGAGCUGUUUCCGUCCUGAAGGAGAAGCUUCAGGAACCCUCCCUAAACAUCAGGAGCAAAGCUGCCCAGGCCCUCAUGGCCAUAAGCGUUCCGUUGGAGGGGAAGAACAUGGUCUUUGAAGAAGAUGUUUUCCCUGACCUGGUCACCCUGCUGGAAGAUGAGGAUGCGGAGGUGCGAGCCAAUGCAGCUGGGGCCCUAAUGAACUCGGCAGUGACCACCCAAGGGAAAUACGCUGCCAUUCAUGCAGAAGCCAUUGACUAUCUGCUGCCUUUGAUCCAUGAUGAGAAGAGCAAAGUCCGCCUCUAUGCCAUUAAGGCCCUGACCAUGUUGUCAGAAGCCCCAGAAGGCCGCAAGACAUUGCUGAGGCACGUGCCAGAGUUCCAGAAGCGGAUGAACGACUCCAGCCCAGCCAUACAGAGAGCUGCCCAGAUUGCGGUGCAAGUCAUUGAAUGGAAACCUUAGAAAGCACCCUUAG